Oryzias melastigma (Indian medaka) is the source of this 2385-nucleotide messenger RNA. RefSeq names its product solute carrier family 41 member 2a (gene slc41a2a). The record is from RefSeq and is a predicted model, not a curated record. NCBI's taxonomy places the organism in Eukaryota, Metazoa, Chordata, Actinopteri, Beloniformes, Adrianichthyidae. The transcript is spliced from 10 exons. Gene Ontology annotation, molecular function: monoatomic cation transmembrane transporter activity. The coding region runs from base 285 to 1748 and encodes 487 amino acids. Gene Ontology annotation, cellular component: plasma membrane. Gene Ontology annotation, biological process: monoatomic cation transport.
CCUCAGUGCUGCGAUGGCAGGAGGCCUGAGGAAUGAUAAUGCAGGCGAUCCGUGCCAUCAGGUGACCUUUGGAGCAACAAGCUGCUCUGUUUUCAGAAAUGUUCCACCGAAUGUGACCCGAAGAAGCAAUGUCAUCAAUAAAAUGUGUUGUUAAAAAUUACUGCAACAUUUAAAGCAAAUGUUUAAAAAUCAGCUUCUGAAUUGUAAACAGAAAAGUUCCUCUGAAUCUUUUCUUCCUUCUCUUUAGACCAUCUUCCAGACCUGCAGCAUCUAAACUCUCCACCAUGGUUGUCCCAAAGCCACCAAAUAAGAAACAGUCUGAAAGUGGAAAAGACUCAAGCUUGUCCUUCAUGAAUCUCUCUGAUACUAUAAAACAUUUAAAUUAUGAUAAAAGUUCUUCAUCGACCGACGCGGUCAUCCUGUUCGAGCCUGGGGAAUCGGAUCCUCUGCUCUCCAACCGAGCCUCGACGGGAAAGGAUGCGGGCCGUCCAGCAGAACCCCUGUGCUCUAUGGUGCUGCAGAUCCUGGUGCCGUUUCUGCUGGCCGGGCUCGGGACGGUUUCUGCUGGGAUGCUGCUCGAUGUGGUUCAGAGCUGGGACGUGUUCCUGGACGUCACCGAGCUCUUCAUCCUGAUUCCUGCGGUUUUGGGCAUGAAGGGGAACCUGGAGAUGACUCUGGCUUCGAGGCUCUCCACCGCGGUAAAUGCAGGAAAAAUGGAAACUUCCAAGGAGAAGUGGGAGCUGAUCCUUGGAAACCUGGCACUAAAACAGCUUCAAGCGACUCUUCUGGGCCUCUUAGCUUCGUUCCUGGCGAUUCUCCUGGGCUGGAUGGCAGAAGGAGAGUUGUCCCUCAAACACGUUGUGUUGCUGUGCUCCACCAGUGUCUCGACAGCUUUCGUGGCCUCGCUGCUCCAAGGUGUCAUCAUGGUCGGAGUGAUCAUUGGCUGCAAGAGGAUGAACAUCAACCCGGACAAUGUGGCCACACCCAUGGCUGCCAGCUUCGGGGACCUCAUCACGCUGUCCUUACUGGCCUGUUUCAGUCACUGGUUCUACUCCUUCAUGGACUUCUACUCGUACGUGUUGUACCUGGUCAACCUGUCUUUCAUCUGUCUGAUCCCAGUCUGGGUGUCCGUCUCCUCCAAACACCCGGCCAGUCUCAUCCUGCUGCGGACGGGCUGGGAGCCCAUUGUUACGGCCAUGGUCAUCAGCAGUAUGGGAGGACUCAUUCUGGACAAAACUGUGUCCAAUCAGAAUUUGUCAGGAGUCCUACUUUACGCUCCGGUCAUCAACGGUGUCGGGGGAAACCUCGUCUCCAUACAAUCAAGUCGCAUUUCGACGAAUUUGCACCUGAACUUCCCCCCCGGGGAGCUCCCUGAGGAGCGCCGAGGCUGCUUCAACCCGUGCCGCAUCUUCUUUGGUCCAGGAGCAAACCACCAAUCAGCUCGGGUCCUGCUUCUCCUGGUGCUCCCUGGUCAGCUGCUCUUCUUGUUCACGAUUUACCUGAUGAAAGGAGGCCUGGCUGUCCCCAGUCUCCUCCUCACCCUCUUCUACUUGUCUGCAGCGCUCCUUCAGGUCUUCCUGCUGCUGUGUCUGGCCGACUGCAUGGUCCACCGUCUGUGGCGGCGGGGAAAAGACCCCGACUCCUACGCCAUACCGUACCUCACAGCCCUGGGCGACCUUCUGGGCACCGCUCUCACCUCCCUUGCCGUCUUCCUGCUGUGGUGCAUAGGCGACGCAGGCGGCCUGUAGAGUUAGGAAAGCUAAAGGCAUGAAGAAAGAGAGUCCAGAAUCUGACUUCUGCUGCUGCAGGAACAAAAACAGACAGCAUCCAAACCCCCAGACAGGACUGAACCCAGAAGAAGUAAACGCUCCUACGGUCCUGCUUAUGUGGUUCAUUCCACGUUCUGCUUAACCCUCGAUGUGAAGAUCUGAACAUCUAUAUCCCUCUGGUAACCCUCAGCUCUGCAAGAAAACGUCCAGUAGGAGCGUUAGCCUCAUGGGUUAAACUUCUUAAAGACUUUUGACUCCUGCGAGACGGAAUUUGAAGUUCAGGCCAACGAUCCAGAACCAGAAGCAGAAUCCUCAUGAGAGGAAACGUCCUCAAAGUGUGAUGGACUUUCAAAAGUUUCAUGUUUUUAUCAAAAGCCUCGUUUUAUCCCAGCACUUUUCUGUGUCUUUUUAAUUUUUGUUUAACUUUCAAACAACAGAUAAAUAAACAACAAAAGCAAAAAAACCCAAAAACAUGUUUUCCAGUGAAUAAAUGAAUGCUUGUUUGUUGGCACAUUUCUCUGCUACGUUCAUCAGUGAUGGCUCCUUAUGACAACUUUGAUUUGAUUUGCAACCUUAAAACUUGAUGUUGUAAAGGAUUAAAAAAGGAGAUUUUCUU